AUGGGCCGCGACCUCCUGGCCACCGCUCCUACGGGGUCGGGGAAAACCGCCGCCUUCGUCCUCCCCACCCUCCUACGUCUCGAAAAGGCCGAGGCCAGGCUCCUGCGAAACGGCCCACGGGCCCUCCUCCUGGCCCCCACCCGGGAACUCGCCUCGCAAAUUUGUGGGGAAGUGCAGCGGUUGGCGGCUGGAAGAGCCUUCAAAGUCGCGGUGGUGUCCAAGGCGCUGGCGGCGACCAAGGAUGAGGCAGGUCAAGGGGUAUUCUCCGGGUAUGAUCUCCUGGUCGCGACGCCGAUGCGUCUGCUCCAGGCCCUGCGGGAGGGAAGGGUGGACUUGAGGCGGGUCCGGGCUGUCGUUUUGGACGAAGCGGACAAGCUGUUCGAACUGGGGCGAGAAGGGAAGAAAAACGCGGCGGGCGAAUCCUUGGAACCCGACAAAAGUUUCCUCGGGCAGGUGGACGAGAUCUUGGCCGCCUGUACAUACCCGGAGGUACAGCGCGCCCUCUUCUCCGCUACGCUCCCCCCGCUGAUCCAGGACUUGGCGGGCAGUGUGCUGCGAGACCCCGUCUCCGUGUCGGUAGGCCUGCCUUCCAACCGUUCCAACUACACGCACGCGGCCGCCGUCCCCGAAUCCGUGACGCAAGAAUUGGUGUUUGUGGGGCGGGAGGAGGGGAAGCUCUUGGCCCUCCGACAGCUGUUGAAGCAGGGAGUCCUUCCUCCUAUCUUGGUCUUCUUGGAGAACAAGGAGCGGGCCCGGGAGCUCUACCACGAACUCUGCUACGACCACCUCCGCGUGGACGUCAUGCAUGCGGACAGAAGCACGGAGCAACGGGCAGCGCUCUUGGAGAAGGUCAGGGCGGGGGCCGUGGGUGGAGCGAUGCAAAAAGCAGGAUUGGAUACGUGA
This is a messenger RNA of Nannochloropsis gaditana CCMP526, 903 nucleotides long. Its product is annotated as putative dead box rna helicase. Gene Ontology annotation, molecular function: nucleic acid binding; ATP binding; RNA helicase activity. Gene Ontology annotation, biological process: maturation of SSU-rRNA. The record is from RefSeq and is a predicted model, not a curated record. Gene Ontology annotation, cellular component: 90S preribosome. The transcript has 2 exons. Bases 1 to 903 code for a protein of 300 amino acids.